Drosophila hydei is the source of this 3003-nucleotide messenger RNA. It is a transcript of the gene Hsc70-3, whose product is annotated as endoplasmic reticulum chaperone BiP. The record is from RefSeq and is a predicted model, not a curated record. Gene Ontology annotation, molecular function: ATP binding; ATP-dependent protein folding chaperone; ATP hydrolysis activity. Gene Ontology annotation, biological process: endoplasmic reticulum unfolded protein response; protein refolding; cellular response to unfolded protein. The coding region runs from base 379 to 2352 and encodes 657 amino acids. Gene Ontology annotation, cellular component: nucleus; endoplasmic reticulum chaperone complex; membrane. NCBI's taxonomy places the organism in Eukaryota, Metazoa, Arthropoda, Insecta, Diptera, Drosophilidae. The transcript has 3 exons.
CAGAGAGCGUCCAACAGUUUCCAAACAGACAGCAAAGAAGUAACAAAUCGGCAUAUAGAAAAGCGCAAUUCCAUUGGAAUAUAUCUACAUAAACAAACAUACUACGUACGAGCAACAAUAAGAGGAAUAUACAUUUUUUUUUAACUUCUUAUAUAUAAACAAAUACUGUGACUGUGAAACCGUGUACAAAAGUUAUUAAUAAUCGAAGCCAAAAAAGACAAAGCAUCAAAGUGACAAAAUACUUAUAUUUAAAUAAAUUAUUUUCUUAUUAAGUGCUCAAAGUUAUUUUAAGUUAGAAAAAUUUUUUUUGUUUGGUGUGAAAUAUUAAGCAUCAACGCUAGUUAAUAUUUUAUAAAAUACAAGAAGAGAACUGCCACAAUGAAGUUGUGCAUAUUACUGGCUGUUGUGGCCUUUAUAGGCCUCUCACUCGGCGAGGAAAAGAAGGAGAAGGACAAGGAGCUGGGUACCGUUAUUGGCAUUGAUCUGGGCACAACAUACUCAUGCGUUGGCGUUUACAAAAAUGGACGCGUUGAGAUUAUUGCCAACGAUCAGGGUAAUCGCAUCACGCCUUCCUACGUGGCCUUCACAGCUGAUGGCGAGCGUCUGAUUGGUGAUGCCGCCAAGAAUCAGUUGACUACAAAUCCAGAGAACACCGUCUUCGAUGCGAAGCGUUUGAUUGGACGCGAAUGGUCGGACACGAAUGUACAGCACGAUAUCAAGUUCUUCCCAUUCAAGGUGGUCGAGAAGAACUCCAAGCCACACAUCAGCGUGGAUACAUCCCAAGGCGCCAAGGUCUUUGCUCCUGAAGAGAUCUCAGCUAUGGUUCUUGGCAAAAUGAAGGAGACAGCCGAAGCCUAUCUGGGCAAGAAGGUCACCCAUGCUGUAGUCACAGUGCCCGCCUAUUUCAACGAUGCCCAGCGACAGGCAACAAAGGAUGCUGGCGUCAUUGCUGGCCUGCAGGUUAUGCGCAUCAUCAAUGAACCGACGGCGGCUGCUAUUGCAUACGGCUUGGACAAGAAGGAGGGUGAGAAGAAUGUGCUGGUCUUCGAUUUGGGCGGCGGCACCUUCGAUGUCUCGCUACUGACCAUCGACAACGGCGUCUUUGAAGUGGUUGCCACCAAUGGUGAUACUCACUUGGGUGGCGAGGACUUCGAUCAGCGUGUCAUGGAUCACUUCAUCAAACUGUACAAGAAGAAGAAGGGCAAGGAUAUCCGCAAGGACAACCGUGCCGUCCAGAAGCUGCGUCGUGAGGUCGAGAAGGCAAAGCGCGCCCUCUCUGGUUCCCAUCAAGUCCGCAUUGAAAUUGAAUCCUUCUUCGAAGGCGAUGACUUCUCCGAGACGCUGACCCGUGCCAAAUUCGAGGAGCUCAAUCUCGAUCUGUUCCGUUCGACUCUGAAGCCCGUUCAAAAGGUGUUGGAGGAUGCGGACAUGAACAAGAAGGAUGUGCAUGAAAUUGUGCUCGUUGGUGGCUCCACUCGCAUUCCCAAGGUCCAACAGCUCGUUAAGGACUUCUUUGGCGGCAAGGAACCAUCCCGUGGUAUCAAUCCUGAUGAAGCUGUCGCCUACGGUGCUGCCGUCCAGGCUGGUGUUCUCUCCGGCGAACAGGAUACUGAUGCCAUUGUUCUGCUCGAUGUCAAUCCCCUGACCAUGGGCAUUGAGACAGUUGGCGGUGUAAUGACCAAGCUGAUACCUCGCAACACAGUCAUCCCUACCAAGAAAUCGCAGGUGUUCUCUACGGCUUCUGACAACCAGCACACCGUUACCAUUCAGGUGUACGAGGGCGAGCGUCCCAUGACUAAGGAUAACCAUUUGUUGGGCAAAUUCGAUCUGACUGGCAUUCCACCAGCACCACGUGGCAUUCCACAGAUCGAGGUAUCCUUUGAGAUCGAUGCCAACGGUAUACUGCAGGUGAGCGCCGAGGACAAGGGCACCGGCAACAAGGAGAAGAUUGUGAUUACCAACGACCAGAAUCGCUUGACGCCCGAGGAUAUCGAUCGCAUGAUCCACGACGCUGAGAAGUUCGCCGAUGAGGAUAAGAAGCUGAAGGAGCGCGUCGAGUCGCGCAACGAGCUGGAAUCGUAUGCUUACAGCCUAAAGAACCAAAUCGGCGACAAGGAGAAACUGGGUGCCAAGCUCAGCGACGACGAGAAGACCAAACUGGAGACGGCCAUCGAUGAGUCCAUCAAAUGGCUCGAACAGAAUCCAGAUGCUGAUCCCGAGGAGUACAAGAAGCAAAAGAAGGACCUGGAGACCAUCGUACAGCCCGUGAUUGCCAAGCUCUACCAAGGCACAGGCGGUGCUCCACCACCAGAGGGCGGCGAGGCUGGUGACGAUCUCAAGGAUGAGCUGUAAGGCGCAUCCUCGUCGUCUUCAUCCUUUCCAAGUGGGGAUCGAGUUGAGCAACUUGUCCGGAAUGGAUUAUAUAUAAAUAGUUUUGGCAGUAGAAGUAAAUCAGACUGAUAAACAAUUAAAAUGAAAACUUAAUCGCAAGCAACAACAACAACACAAAACAGCAACAACAAUAGCAACACGCAAUUGCAAACCCCAAAGCAACAAAUGGAACAGAGAGAAGAAAAAUAAGAAAACCCAUGGAACUAGUUUUUACUCGCAAUUUCUUUAACCUCACGCUAAAUUCCUAGUAGUCCAAAAUAUUAUUUUGCUUUUUUUUUUUUUUUUUUUUAAUUUUUAAUGUGAUUUUAAAGUAUUCCUUUUGGCCCUGGCAAAGCACCUUAGUAAGAGAGAGCGAGCGAGCGAGGGAGAAAAAGGGGUGGGGAGACGAAGAGAGAAAAGGAAGAAGACAUCGUGAUGUGUGUUCCUCCUCCAGAGCCCAUUAAAAGGCCAAUUUCCGAUAAUAAACAGCAACACAAAUAUAAACAAAAAUACAAACACACAUAUAACUGUAUAUUUUUUGAUAAUGAGGAAUCACAAAUCAAUAGGUUAGCCUACAAGUUAUAAAUAAUCUUAUUAAGAACUAAAAAAAGGAAUAAAAGAAAACAAUACAAA